AUGUACCUUGCUAAUUUACAAGAAUUAGGAUAUUGUCAUAAGGAUUUUCAUAGUGGAAAUAUAUUGCAAGAUAAAGAAGCUUCUUAUGUUUCAGAUUUUGGAUUAACAGGACCAGCAAAUAAGCAAGGAUCGAAUGACAAAAUAUAUGGAGUAUUACCAUAUAUCGCUCCAGAAGUCUUGAAUGGAGAAUCAUAUACCUUAGCUUCUGACAUAUACAGUUUUGCUUUAGAUAUUUGUAAUGGACUUCGUCCAGAAUUUGGAACAGGAACUCCUGAAUUUUAUAAGAAAUUAGCUUAUAGGUGUAUGAAUGCAAAUCCAAAUCAAAGACCAACGAGUGAAGAUUUAAGACGAAUAUUAAGCUUUUGGUGGGCUCGUAUCGUAUGUAUGUCCUCAAAACCAAAUUUUCCCAUAGAUAAAUGCGAGUUACGUUUGAUAUUACAGUGGUUUUUAUAUAUGGAAAUGUUUAUGGCGGAGGACUUAGGAUGA
Funneliformis geosporum is the source of this 486-nucleotide messenger RNA. Lineage: Eukaryota; Fungi; Glomeromycota; Glomeromycetes; Glomerales; Glomeraceae. The record is from the annotation of a GenBank genome assembly.